AGACGGACAGUAAGGCAGAGUUACAGCCUAACUAAACAGCGAAGAAACAAGUUAAAAUGCCAGUGUGAUAGGCUAAAACCCCGCAGUUUUUCUUACGACAUACGCGGAAACCGUCGCGGCUUGUUUGUGCGUGUUUUGAGGUGUUUGAACUUCCCUCACAUUCUCCCCCCAGCGUGUUUUCACGAAGGGAGGCGGCGGAGCAGCGCUCGGCGGCCAUCUUUGGACCUGCCUGGGAGUGGGAUCCGACUAUUCUGGCACCCCACUUACUUCGAGGGUGGGGAUUUUUUUUAACCUACAAUAAUUCUCAAAUCUGCGCGUUAUAAUCGACUGACAGCGUUGGGAACCGCAAGGAGUUAGCUCAAGAAAUCAACGCGCCGGGGAUGAACCGGGAAGGAGACUUUUAUAAUCCCAAAGUGUGUUGAAUUAACACGACAGUCUGUGCAGUGCUGGCCUGUCAGGAGAGGCUCUGAACACAUAUGAGACCACUGUCCUGCAGAUGAGCCAUCGGUGGGGGCUUUCAAGUCGCUGUCGCAGACCCAGAUAGUUCCUGGCGGCAGCGGCAUUGCCCCCCAACUCCCCAUUAUGCCCAACAGCAGUCGGGCGGGGAGCCUGAAGGACCCCGAAAUUGCUGAGCUCUUCUUCAAGGAGGACCCAGAAAAGCUCUACUCAGAUCUGCGAGAGAUCGGACAUGGCAGCUUUGGUGCUGUAUAUUUUGCACGGGAUGUGCGGACAAAUGAGGUGGUGGCCAUCAAGAAGAUGUCUUACAGUGGAAAGCAGUCUGCUGAGAAAUGGCAAGACAUAAUCAAGGAGGUGAAAUUCCUGCAGAGGAUACAACACCCGAACAGCAUCGAGUACAAAGGAUGUUACCUGCGAGAGCACACCGCCUGGCUGGUAAUGGAAUAUUGUCUGGGCUCCGCUUCAGAUUUGUUAGAAGUUCACAAGAAACCUUUGCAAGAGGUUGAAAUAGCUGCAAUUACCCAUGGUGCUCUUCAAGGGUUGGCUUAUCUUCACUCCCACAACAUGAUUCACCGAGAUAUCAAGGCAGGAAACAUCUUACUGACGGAGCCAGGGCAGGUAAAACUGGCAGAUUUUGGUUCUGCCUCCAUCGCCUGUCCUGCCAACUCCUUUGUUGGGACUCCAUAUUGGAUGGCUCCAGAGGUAAUUUUAGCUAUGGAUGAAGGCCAGUACGAUGGAAAGGUGGACAUUUGGUCUCUGGGAAUAACCUGCGUUGAAUUAGCUGAGAGGAAGCCUCCACUGUUCAACAUGAAUGCAAUGAGUGCCUUAUACCAUAUAGCACAGAAUGAGAGCCCCACACUGCAGUCUAGUGAAUGGACGGAUUAUUUCAGAAACUUUGUAGAUUCUUGCCUUCAGAAAUUUCCCCAGGAUAGGCCCAACUCUGAGGAGCUCUUAAAGCAUGCAUUUGUCCAGCGUGAGCGGCCAGAAUCCGUUCUAAUAGACCUGAUAAGUCGGACUAAGGAUGCUGUGAGGGAGCUUGACAAUCUGCAGUAUCGUAAGAUGAAGAAGAUCUUGUUUCAGGAAGCCCACAAUGGCCCCACAACAGAGGCACAAGAUGAAGAGGAGGAGCCAGAACACAGCGUGGGUAGGACGGGUACAGUGAACAGCGUGGGGAGCAACCAAUCCAUACCCAGUAUGUCAAUCAGUGCCAGUUCCCAGAGCAGCUCUGUCAACAGUCUAACAGACGCGGGCGAUGACAAGAGCGAGGUGGACAUUGAGGGAGACCACACCGUCAUGUCCAACAGCUCUGUGAUACACCUCAAACCGGAGGAAGAGACGUAUAACGAAGAGUCGGAGCCUAACACCCGGCCAACUGAGCCACAGUCCCCGCCUGCACACACUCCACGGCCAAAACGGAACCGCGAACACUUUGCUACGAUACGCACAGCCUCAGUGCUCACUCGCCAGAUCAAGGAGCAUGAGCAGGAUUCUGAGUUACGGGAACAGAUAUUGGGCUAUAAGCGCAUGAGACGGCAGCACCAGAAACAGCUGAUGGCUCUGGAAAACAAGCUGAAGGCUGAGAUGGAUGAGCACAGGCUCCGCCUGGACAAGGAGCUGGAGAACCAGAGGAAUAGCUUCUCCCAGGAGAUGGAGAAACUGAUCAAGAAGCACCAGGCGUCAAUGGAGAAAGAUGCAAAAACGUUUUCCAAUGAUGAAAAGAAGUUCCAACAACAUAUUCAGAGUCAGCAAAAGAAAGAGCUCAGCAGCUUCCUCGAAUCCCAGAAACGGGAGUACAAACUUCGCAAGGAACAACUCAAAGAGGAGUUGAAUGAAAAUCAGUCAACACCCAAGAAAGAAAAGCAGGAGUGGUUGUCCAAGCAGAAGGAAAACUUCCAACACUUCCAAGCUGAGGAAGAGGCCAACUUGCAGCGCAGACAGAGGCAGUAUCUGGACCUCGAGUGCCGCAGGUUCAAACGGAGGAUCUUGAUUGCUCGCCACAAUAUUGAACAGGACUUAGUGCGUGAGGAGCUAAACAAGCGUCAGACCCAGAAGGACUUGGAACAUGCCAUGCUUCUCCGGCACCAUGAGGCCAUGCAAGAACUGGAGUUCCGCCAGCUCAACACCAUCCAAAGGACGAGGGCUGAGCUCAUCCGCCUGCAGCACCAGACGGAGCUCACCAAUCAGCAGGAGUACAACAAGAGGAGGGAGAGGGAACUUCGACGCAAACACGUUAUGGAGGUUCGCCAGCAGCCCAAGAGCCUCAAGUCCAAAGAGCUACAGAUCAAGAAGCAGUUCCAGGACACUUGUAAGAUCCAGACCAGGCAGUACAAAGCACUGAGGAACCAUCUGUUGGAGACCACACCAAAGUCAGAGCACAAGGCUGUCCUUAAACGGCUGAAGCAGGAGCAGCACCGCAAACUUGCCAUCUUGGCAGAGCAGUAUGACCACUCCAUCAAUGAGAUGCUUUCCACUCAGGCGCUUCGGCUGGAUGAGACUCAGGAGGCUCAGUGCCAAGGCCUGCGAAUGCAGCUCCAGCAGGAGCUGGAGCUUCUCAACGCCUACCAGAGCAAGAUCAAGAUGCAGACAGAUGCCCAGCACGACCGUGAGAGGAAGGACCUGGAGCAGAGGGUGUCACUCCGAAGGGCCCUGCUGGAACAGAAGAUUGAGGAGGAGAUGAUGUCCUUGCAGAACGAACGCUUGGAGCGAAUCCGGAGCCUGCUGGAACGUCAAGCCCGAGAGGUUGAGGCCUUCGACUCGGAGAGUAUGCGCCUGGGCUUCAGCAACAUGGUGCUAUCAAACGUCUCCCCGGAGAACCUCAGCAAUAGCUUUCCCGGGGCUCCAGCCAGUUGGAGUCACCAUCAGCAACAGCACCCAUCUGGGGGCUCUCAAGGGUCACACUGGGGCAGUGGCGGUUCAGGCGCAGGGUCAAGCCACCACGGCAGCCAUCACCACUAUCACUCCAGUCCGGGAGGGGCGUCCAUGCAGCAAGGCUGGGGGCAGGGCAUGCAGGGAGGUGGGGCGCCAUCACCUUGGGGCCACCCGUCAGCAGCAUCCCUGGUGUCGCGCAGCAGUGGAGGUGUACAGAACAGCCCCCAAGCAAUGGGGAGGACACCCUCAGGAGGGCGCAGUGAGCAGAGCAUGAGCAGGAGUACCAGUGUCACCUCUCAAAUAUCUAACGGGUCACACCUCUCCUACACAUAGAUCCCCUGGAGUCAGAAUUUGAGCGUGGAGAUGUAUAAUCCAACAAACACAGCAGGACAGAGUCUGCGACACUCCCCCCUCCCCUUGUACAGAUGUGGAUGUGCGAUGAAAUAAAUGUUGCUCAGGUCAAAAGGGCUGGAAGAGACGCAGCCCGUCCUCACGGCAGUUUAUCGGCACACAUACAGAUCCUUAAAUUUAUGUUACAUAAGCAACUUGAGUGUCAACACAUAAUACUCCCAUUUGUUUUUAUUUACAGCUCUCUCCUGCGGUAUUUUUAAAACGUAUGUUUUGUGCUCUUCACAGCCAUUGCUCUCAUUUUGCACAUGAAACACUGUUAAAAAGCCUUUGACAUGUGUUAACUAUGUCCUUUAGAAUUGUGGUAUCAAACAAUCACAGUAACUGAUUUAAUUUAGGAUGCUGAUACUGAUUCAUAUUCAGUUAUACACUGGUCGAUCUCUGACGGUGGUUUAAAAACGCAGCAGACCGAACUAAAGAUGCUUUGCUGUUGUGAUACCAGCCUGCUGUAAUGGUCAUCGUGAUAAAUUAGAAGCCUCCUUUUUAUUCACUAGUUUUAUUUCACUUGAUUUCCUGGUCAUCAGCCAAAAUGAGACACAUUCAGAGCCAAAUAAACUAAUCUUAGCUGUUUCAGGCUUAUGCUACAACACUAUUACAGUGCCUUUUAACCUUUUGAUUAUAAAAAUUGGUCUCAUAUGUUUAUAGUUUAAUAUUUUAAAUUUCAGCAUCAGUUUAUAAUCAGUGCCAGUGUAUGUUCAGUUUACUUUGGUUUUAGUUACAGAAGUCCCAAAUACUUUCCUCAGACUAUUAUAUUCACUGUGUAUGCAGUAAAGUGGGUUUAAGUCUUAUAAAUGGUGAGAAAUAGAAGAGUACUUGUGUAUAUCAGCAACUAUAUUUUUAGGUCUUUAGAGUGGUGGUACUCUAGGGGUUAACUUAGAAACUCCUGCGUUACAGAGAAUGUCAUAGUACACAUUAACAGGAGGGAAAGAAGGAGACUCAUUUGCCUUCAAAAAACAAUCCUAGUAUUGAUCUGUUGAUUUUUAUUAGUGCCUUUUUAAACUGCUGCCUUUUUCAAAGCACUUUAUACAGCGGAAAAUGUGUGAAUUUAAUAUUUGACUUCUUUUUGCUAAGCACCUGGUGGAUGAGUGUUUCAUCGGUACGUAUGUAGUUGGAGUCGAGCUAACCCGUGCUGUGAUUUUUAGGAGCAAUUUCCCAAGUACAGACAGGACGUAAUGCAGUAUGUGAGUUAAAGCAUUUCUCCCUAUCGGCAACUUGUACUGAAACUGUAGCUGUUGUUGGUUUUCUCCUCUUUGAGUUUAGAUUGAAGAGAGGAUGUGAGGAUGCCGCAGGCUUUCUUCGAUAUGUUUUGGCUACAGUUUCCAUAAAACAAACUGAACUGAGAAGGACUCCAUUGUAUGCAGGCAGAGAGCUCAAGGUAAUUGUCAUGACCAUGACAGCAGGCUUGGCACUACAAAAAAAAAUUACAACACUUUAAAAAAGAAAAAUGUUGGGGCCCAGUUUAGUAACACUAAAAAUAUAAAAGGUGCUAAGUUAUAAAUGUUACACCAUCUCAUCAGAACCCAAGAACAAGGGUGACUGAAUGAAGCACACGCUCGCAUGAUGGCAUUGUAUCAUAUACAUGUAAAUGUAAAUCUGAGUCAACGUGCACUCUUUGAAAAUAGCCAAAUAACAAAAUAAAUGUGGCAAAAAAGCACUUAGGUAUUCCUUUGAUAGCUCUAGCAGUUCCUAUAUAAUACCUGUGUCUGCUCGCUCCCUUUUCUCUGGUUUGUGUUGAGAUAAUUGGAGAAGUUGGUGCCCAUUAAACCUUUUUUCAGCCUCUCCGUUCAAGUUAGGCUUUCCAUUUCCACACAUAGAGGCCGUUAUCCAGAGAUAGUAAUGAUAUAUGCUCCCUUGAAUCACAAAGCUGGAGUUAAAUGUUCAUAUGUGUAUAUUUUAUUAAAGAAAACAUUUAAAAACUAAACUCAUUUUAAGAAAAUAAUUUCUAAAACUAACUUUAUUUAACUUGCAGACCACACUGAUAUUAGCAGAUCUUUCACUCUCAAAGUGGUUUUGAGUUGUCAGCUCAUCGAAGAUAUUCUUGGUUUUGUGUACACAUGCGUGUAUUUGCUGUCAUCUCCUUUAAAUGCCACUUCUUUUAGUUAAAUGGCCAUGUCUGAGCAUUAUCACUGCAGGGUUUGUUCACCCCCCACUGCAAAUGUUUGAUUAAUAAUUUGUCCCCAUUCCACUAUGAUUCAGAGCCAACUUUUCAGAUGCUGGCUCUUUCUGAAUGUCAUACUGAGAUAUAUUCCUAUCACAUUUGAGGACACAAAAAUGCUGGGGUAUUUUUCUUUAAUAGGUAGGAUGUAAAGUUUCCACACAUGUAUAUAUCCUAUCCUUGAAAGUAUGCAUUAUAUCAAGUUACUUAUGGUUUGGUCCUAAAACUCUGUAAUUUCUUUUUUUUUUUUUUUUUACUGCCAAGUGACUAGCUCCAGCUACUGUAACACAGCAGGUUAUAUUCAUCAUUUCUUUUCUGAUUUAUUGAUAUUUGGAAAAUAAAAGGGGAAUGUAUUUAUCAUGAUCGUAAUCUUACGUUAAGUCAAAAGCCAAGAGUUUGAAUGUCAGGCCAAUCAAACCUCACAUACAUGCCAACCUUAAGUUUGUAUGCACAACUGUUGCUCACUUGUAUGUCAAUGUUGUGUGUGAGGGAGUCUGGAUAUUAUUGUCAAUCAUUGUCAGUCAUGAGACCUCUCCACAAACCUGGAUUUUAUAUUUUAUUUCUUUUUUUUUUUAACUUUGAUGUCAAAUUUUUUCCUACUGACUGAAAGCUUAUGGGAUACCGAAUGAGAAUUGGCAACAAACAAAUGGCGAUCCUUUCUAUGGUCAAACACUGUGCCAUACCUGAGUUGCCAAGCCCAGAUACCAAUACAUUGUCUCAUCUCCAUGGUUUUACCUAUCAGUGGGCUAACGGCACAAAAUGUAUGAAACAUGAAAACAAGUUGGUUCUGGUCUAGUGGCCAAAGUAACAAAAAAGAAAGAAAAAGGCUUGAAUAGAUGAUGUGGUGACAGGCAAAUUAUGAAAAGAGAUUGCAUGUCUUUGAAGAUGUCAGUAUUCUUCUUUGGCACAUUACCACUACAACUCAUAACCUGUAUUAAAAUGUAUAGAUGGUGGAACUUGUUAUUGAAUGUCAGAGAGAUUAUGAAGAUACUACAUAAGAGAUGGUAAAGUACUAAAAGUGGAUUUAAAUUGUGUAAAAAGAUUCAUAAAACAAUAAAAAUAGGAUCAAAUUUACUAUUUUGUUUGUAUUAUAUUUACCAUUGUGUUGGCAGAGGGAUAUUGAACAGAAAUCAGCUGUAAUAAAGUAAUUUUAGUAUAACUGGG
This is a messenger RNA of Centropristis striata (black sea bass), 7051 nucleotides long. It is a transcript of the gene taok1a, whose product is annotated as TAO kinase 1a. Gene Ontology annotation, molecular function: ATP binding; protein kinase activity. The transcript has 20 exons. The record is from RefSeq and is a predicted model, not a curated record. Bases 583 to 3657 code for a protein of 1024 amino acids. Lineage: Eukaryota; Metazoa; Chordata; Actinopteri; Perciformes; Serranidae. Gene Ontology annotation, biological process: execution phase of apoptosis; protein phosphorylation.